AGCCUGCAGGCGGGCGGGGCGGGGGCCCGCCGCGAGCUGGACCCGCGGAGGGCGCCGCGCCGGCGCCGGCCAUGUACGGCGGCCUCCUUGGCCACAAGCUCCCCGGCACCGCGCAGGACGCACUCCGCGCCGCGCCCUCGGAGGGCGUGCCCGGGGCGGAGCGGCCACAGGUCUCCGCCGGCUUCGAGCUGGUGGACGGCCGGUCGGUCUCGGAGGGCGCGCUGCUCGGCUGCUCCCCCGCGCGGGCGUGGGAGGAUGGCCCGCGGCACGCGCUGUCCUGGCAGCAGGUCCAGGAGGUGCAGCGGCUCGUCCGCGAGGAGGCGCAGGCGCAGGCGCAGGCCCUGGCGGCCCAGGCGCAGGAGCACGCGCGGGCGCUGGCGCGGGCGCCCCGUCACCCAUGCAGUUCAUCAUCAACAACCACUCUGAGGCCAAUGUGCAGCAGAGCGUUACGGCUCCGUCGCAACAGGCGCCGCCCGCCGCCGGGCCGGAGCCGGCGGAGACCCUCUCCUCCCUCCUCGCCUCGCCGAUGAACCGGUUCUGCCUCUUCUCGGUGCUCGGCCUGGGGCUGUACGUGCUGGGCGGAAGGCGGAGGCGGCGGAGGGCGAGGAGGUCCAGGAGAGCGAGGGGCACCUGCAGCACAAGUGGCGGCUCGCGGAGGUGCAGAGGCGGAUCGACGCGAACUUCCUCCUGCGCCUCUACCACAUGCUCGGUGGCGCCUCGCCGCGCUGACCCCCCCUGGUGCCGCGGCCAGGCCGCGCACGCGCGAGCGCGUCCGCCUUUGUCGCCCUCGAGCCUCGACGCCUCGACGGGGGGA
Messenger RNA from Prorocentrum cordatum, 814 nucleotides. Lineage: Eukaryota; Dinophyceae; Prorocentrales; Prorocentraceae. The record is from the annotation of a GenBank genome assembly.